This is a messenger RNA of [Torrubiella] hemipterigena, 1580 nucleotides long. The record is from the annotation of a GenBank genome assembly. Lineage: Eukaryota; Fungi; Ascomycota; Sordariomycetes; Hypocreales; Clavicipitaceae.
CGCCAAGCUGUACGUUCUCUCAUGCUCAGCCAAGCGCUAGUAGUCAGACUACAUCCGGCAAAUCCUCGUCUGCCUCUGAUUAUUAGUCCUCGCAUCAGACUGUGAGUGUGCCCGGAUCCUCUUUUUCUUACAUUUCGCCGCUGCUCCUCUCACUUUGUCUUAUCCUGUUGAUCUUUUUUAGUGCUCUCUCGUACAUUUUUUUAUUCCUUUUUGGAAUCUUCCAUUUAGCAUCCCCAAGCGUCUUGACUCUUACUAGUAAAAUCCACACCCCCCAACUACAUCACCUAAUUAUCGUGCGCCCCAUCGCCCUGUAAACCUUAUCAGCCACACCACCUUUUUCGGACCACGCCCCCCGAAAACUGGCACCCGGCUUACUCUGUCCGGCACAUUCCCUCUGGCGCAAUUUCCUGACAAGCGUCAACUCUCUUUCUUCUUUUUUUUUUCUUCUUCUUCUUCUUCUUCUUCUUCAUUCUUGGUUUCUUCACCAACAAUUCUAAGCCUCACCUGCAGCAGCCAUGGCUACUCCCGUCGACCAGUCCAAAAUGGACGUAAACAACACCUCCAACUCCAACUCAGACACCGAAAGCGCUGGUGGUCCUCAGAUCAAGCCUGCUCGCACCAUGACACAGCGCAUCUCAGAGGAACUCGACACCACGCUCGCCUUUAUUCCCAUGCUGGUUUGCUGUUUUAUUUCUGGUUUGACGGAUGGUACCAUCUACGGAGCCUACGGAACCUUCGUUUCCAUGCAGACUGGUAACACGAUUUUCGUCGCCCUCGGUUCGUCUGGCUUCAACAACAAGCCCCUUGGUUGGGCACGAUCUCUCCUUUCCAUUGGUUGCUUCGCCAUCGGAUCCCUCUCCUUUGCUCGCCUCUAUAAGUUCCUCGGUCCCAAGCGCCGCGGCACCCUCAUGUUCUCCUUCUUCCUCCAGGCUGUUCUUGUAGCCAUUGCCGCCGGUAUCGUCCAGGGCGGCAUUCUCGACGGAACCUACCCCUCGCAUCGCCCCGCCGGAUCGGUCGAUUACAACGAGUUCAUUCCUAUUGCCCUGCUCAGCUUCCAGGCCGCUGGCCAGAUUGUCAGCAGUCGCGCCCUCAGUGUCGGCGAGGUUCCCACCGUCGUCAUCACAUCCAUGGUCUGCGAUCUCAUGUCCGACCCCAAGCUCUUCCACACCGACCGCAACGACAAGCGCGACCGCCGCGCCAUCGCCUUUGUCCUGACUCUUACUGGUGCCAUUGCUGGUGGCUGGAUCUCCAAAGCGUCUGCCGCCGUCCAGCCCUCGCUGUGGACAGUCGUCGGCCUCAAGGUCGUCCUUGUUGCUGCCUUUGCUCUCUGGAAGUCCAAGCAGCCCGCCCCUGCUGAGAAGAAGGGUUCCGCGUAAACCCUCACCACACUACAAAAGAAAGAUAUAUUCGGAGCAUAUUCAACCGGAGCCCGGUGUUUUGUUACUUCUUCAUUGCAUCUGUUUCUGUCUAUUAUUCGUUUUUAAAAGCGCCAUAGGCUGCGCAUCGCAUAUAGAGUCAUACAGUAUAAUACCACACACAGUUACAGCUUUUUCAAAUAUAUACGCAUAUAUUGCUAAAUU